Messenger RNA from Rhodotorula graminis WP1, 1861 nucleotides. RefSeq lists its product as uncharacterized. The record is from RefSeq and is a predicted model, not a curated record. Gene Ontology annotation, cellular component: nucleus. Gene Ontology annotation, biological process: mRNA processing. Bases 1 to 1845 code for a protein of 614 amino acids. The transcript has 7 exons. Gene Ontology annotation, molecular function: RNA binding; metal ion binding. NCBI's taxonomy places the organism in Eukaryota, Fungi, Basidiomycota, Microbotryomycetes, Sporidiobolales, Sporidiobolaceae.
AUGAUCGUCGCAGCAGAUCCGCUCACGCUCAAGCCGUGGCUCGUCCGCGCUCUCGAGCCCAUCUCGGACGCCGAACCUCUCGUGCUCGCCGACUACGUCCUCGCCCUCCUCAAGCGCGACGUCCGCGACCUCGACGACCUGCGGCAGUCCUGCGUCAACGAACUCGACGACUUUCUGCAACAGCACUCGGCCCCGUUCGUCGACUCGCUCCUGCGCGUUCUGCAGCAGCCCGACCGCCCAUCGGCCCUGGAGGUCGUUCCAGAUCUCGCGACGACCGCCUCGUCUGCCUCGCUCAAGCGGGCGCGAUCGCCUCAGCCCGCCCCGUCGUCGGCCAAGUUACCGCGCACCGAGGCCGGCGAGGGCGGGCAGACUGCUCGAGGGGGAGCAGCCCUGCCCCGUGUCGCAGGACCCGCGAGUUCGUCGUCUCGCGUGAGCUCUGGGCGCGCAGCCGGGCGACCUGUCGAUCGUCCGCCGUGUCGCGACUACCACUUCCGCGGCUUCUGCGCGCGUGGCGACGCCUGCCCGUACCAGCACAACGCGCUGCCGGUCGCCGCCGGCCACCCCCCUGCCCCGUUCCCGUCGACUUUCCCUCCUCCCUUUGCCGCCGCCGCACGCCUGUAUCCGCCAGCCGCGCACACCGGCGCCCCCUCGUUCAGCUUCCCGCGCGAUGGCCCGUCGCGCAGAGCAGCUUCGAGCGCGUCCAUCCGCUCGGCGGGUGACCCGUCCCGACAACCCGCUCCGGCGGCGCGGCCUCCUCGCGGCACGUCCAGGGUCAUCAGCGUCGACAACAUCCCGCCCACCUCCCUCACCGACGCAGCCGUUCGCCACUUCUUCCAGCCGUUCGGCACCAUCCUUCACCUCGGCCUCGACGUCGACGGCCGGUCCGCGACCAUCACGUUCUCGGCGCCGCACGAGGCCGAUCGGGCGUUGGCCUCGCCCCAGGCCGUGUUCGGCAAUCGCUUCGUGCGAGUCUACCGCGCCCGCGACCCGGGCCCCGUACCGCCGGCGUCUGCCCCGAGCGGCGGCCAAGAGCGUGUCGCCACCGGCGCCCGCCUCGCCACGACGACGCCCGCGCUCGACGGCAACUCGAUCGUCGUGUCGAGAUCUACCCGGCAUCCUGAGCCGGCGGCGCGAGCUCACUUGCUCGAGCGCAACGCCGAGCAGCAGCGGGCGCUCCUCAGCGAGGUGCAAGGCGCCGGCGCCGAGCGCAAGCGCGACAUCAUGGUCGCCCUGCGCGCCUUGGCGGCCGAGGCCGACGCCUUGCGCUCGCGUCCUCGUCCAGAUGUCGCCGAGCCGGCGCCCGGUGACGCGCGAGCUGCAUCGCUCGGGAUCGACACGACCACCACACCGACCGCUGGCCCGCGCCCGUACGGCGGCCCCGCCGCGACAAGACCCCGUCCGCCGCCGCCCCUUCGCGCUCAGCAGUACCGCCUCGACAACCGCAGCCGCGUCCUGCGCAUUGGUCCCCUCGGCGAGGAGGCCGUACUGCGUCGCCUGCGAGCGCAUCUCGAGCAUUUCGGCGAGGUCGUCGCGCUCAAGUACGACCACGAGGGCAAGGAGGCCACGGUCGAGUUCGCUGUACGCAAGUCGGCUGAGCAGGCCCUCGCUUCCGGUCACCUGCCGCCUGAGUUUGGCGCCGCCGAGCUGUCGUGGGCAUCGAGCGGCAAGCCUCCACCGUCGACAGCGGCGACGUCGGCUGCGCCCGUCGACGUUGGCCUGGACGUCGACGAGCCGCACGAGGUCUCGCCCUCGAGCGGCUCGUUCAUCGACGCGGCUCGAGGUCGCGAGGACGACAUGAAGGUGGACGUCAAGGGAGAGGACGAGGAGCGCAGCUGGAACCGUUGAGUUGUUGAGCCACGCC